GCCCGAUCAACCAAAAAUUCAACCUAUCUUCCUCAUUGAGCUCGAGCUUCCCACCCCAAACCUCCAUAGCCACACUCCAAAAGCUUCAAUACACCUUCCAUACUCUACCAAAAACCUAAAUAAACACCAUAUUCUUCCUCCCCACAUCAUCCCCUCCAUUUCUACACCCACCAUAUCACCCAAACCCCCAAAAUCCCCAAAUCCGAAAAACCCUACCCAAAUCCCAUAAGGUGCAAUUUUGCUCGAAAUAUCCCAAUCUAAACCCAAUUUCUUGUUCUCUCCAUCAUCCUCUACACCUCCACACCCUCAAAAACACCAAAAACCAAAAAGUCCGAAUUUUUUUAACCCCUCCAAGACAAGUCCGAAAUUUCUUCACUAGGGUGGGUUAGGAGUUGAGAGCUGAUUCUCUCCCUCUCUCGAGGCUCUUCUACGUACAUUCCCAAACACCAAUCGAUCUUCCAUUGAUUCUCUUUGCUAAGCUUGGAUAUUGGCUGGAUUUAAUUUGUGGUGUAACUCCUCAAAUUUUCGAGCUCUGCUUUGGGGAUUUUCGGACUGUUUCAGCUAAAAACAGUCUCGCGAGUACUGUUCCACGACGGCAGGUCAACGGCCAUCUGCCGCGCCUGUCCUCACCGUUUUUAUUUUGGAAGGUCAUCUUGGACUCCCCUAGGUGCGUAUAACAACACUCUUUUCAUCCAUCAAAGGAGGUCGGAUUUGGGUCAAACUCUCCAACGGAUAUAUGUAUUUCUGGAAAUCGCUGAAACCAGAAAUCAAGAAGAUGGUCACCUAGAAGGGGUCUGCUACUCCAUAGCUCCCUCGUUCCCUGCAAAUUCGGACACUGUUCAUCUACCUCAGUAUACCGCGACUGCUGAAGGGUGAGAGUUGCAGACCUGCUACUGCUGUCUGCGUUUGCUAUUGUACUGAGGUCCGGUCUUCUUUACUGACCUGGGGGGUUGAGACGAGUGCAAGGCAGUGAAGUGAUUACUGCUAUGGGGAAGAAGAAAAAUACGCUACUGAUUGGUGAAUCUUCUUCCAGAAUUACAAGGUCAAAGACUGGAAACUUUGACAUUCUGGCAGAUUGUGAUGAUGAAUUUCCUGCUUUGGGGAGUAUCACGCCAGUAGCUCCUGAUGCUGGAGCCAAGACAGGGGAUGCUGCUAAACCUGGGCAGAUUGUUGCUAAGCUAUCGGGGCAGUCAGUCCCUAAGUUAGGAGCAAACAAGACAGCCACUAGUCCAAACAAAAUGAGUGAGCCAGUACUGAUCAAACAGGCCCAAGAAAACGCAAGUGCUAAGUUGGCACAGAAUGUUACUGCCAGUUUAUUGGAAAAGGAACAAAACAAAAAUGGGGAUGCAGGGGUUGUUAAACCUUGGUCUUCAUUGUUCAAAGACAAUCGUGACCCUUCAAAUGGUUUGAAAUUGAGGUAUAUCCAGCCCAAAGGCACAUCUCUAGAUUUUACGGAUAGAGAUUUGCCUUCUAUGGUUGACAUGUGGGGAUUUUGUCUUGUGGGUUUCUUUUCUGGGAAAUUCCCAGGCCUUAAAGUGAUCUAUGACUUGAAAAACACUUGGGGAGUUAGUUGCAUUGUUAACACACAUAGCAAGGGAUGGAUUAUUUUCAAAUUUCAAAAUGAUGAAGAUAGAUCAAAAGUGUUGAAUGGAGGUCCUUACACCAUCUUUGGUAUACAACUCAUGUUAAAAGCACUAUCGGAAGAUUUUUCCUUUGAUGAUGAAGAAUUUCUCAAAGUCCCCAUUUGGGUAAAAUUUCCUAAUCUACAUAUGAAACUUUGGAAUGAGGAGGCUAUGAGUGAAGUUGCAUCUAUGGUAGGUGUCCCGCUUUCUACGGACAAAAUCACUCAAAAUAGGAGCAAUCACCACUUUGCUAGAGUUCUAAUUGAAGUUGAUGUUUCUAAACCACCUCCGUUAUCAUUUCCUAUACGAUUACCUUCCUGUAAAGUAGUCAAACAAAUGGUGGUUUAUGAAACUUUCCCCAACUUUUGUUUCCAUUGUAAAAUAUAUGGGCACCACCCAUUUAUUUGCAAGAAAUUGGUAGCAAAAGAACAGGAUGAGUCUAUUGUUGAAAAGGAAAAGGAAUCUGAGGAGAUUGUUGUUGCUAAAACUGCCCAACACGUAGAGUUAAGAGCCGAGAUGAAUGGAGAAACCGGGGUUAUGCCCAUUGUACCAGCUGCCACUGUUGAGGAUACCAAGGAGGCAACAACUCAUGACCAGACUGUUGCCCAGGGGGCUGUUUUAGGUGUGCAACCUGCUGCCACCAUUCUGCACUCUGCGCCAACUGCCCAGGGGGCUGGUUUAGGUGUGCAAUCUGAUGCUACCGUUUUGCAUUCUGCGCCAACUGCCCAGGGGCAUUCCAAACUUGCCAAGGGAUGUUCCAAAGCUGAUGAAAAUGACUCCGAGGUCGUUUUGGAAGAUAUUGAAAGGAUUGUGAUGGAUGAAAGAAAUCUGAAGUUAAAUGAUGUUGUCAUCAAAUUUGCGGUCAUCAACGGUAAGACACUCAAGUUGGCUGUCAAACCUUUUAAGUUCGUGUGCGCGAGUGUGAUUAGAGUGGAUACUUCGCUUCGACUUACAGAUGAUUUGGAUAGGAAAGGCAUUACUUUCACGGCCAAAUGUCUCGAGGCGAUGCCGGGAGUUACUAAGAAAAAUGGGGAGAUUUGUUUUGACUCAAAGUUCACCACUCCUUUCCGAGCUUUCUUUGGAGUUUAAAUUAGGGAUACCUAUUUUUGUUUUUGCGGUCAAAUUGUUGACUUGGGAGGAUGGAAAGCUUGAUGUUGUGGUAUCCAUUGUUCUGGGAUAUGCACUUUUUCUUUAUUUUGAAAUAGUUUGACAGGGGAAUGUCCCAUUGUUCUUGUGAUGCAAUUAUUUAAGUUAGAAAUUCUAGCUUAGGUAGCAUUUUGAUCUAGAAUUGAUACAUUGUAAAAUGUUAUCUUUUGACGGUUUCUAAUAUACUUACAUAUUAUCGUCGAAA
This is a messenger RNA of Cuscuta epithymum, 2973 nucleotides long. The record is from the annotation of a GenBank genome assembly. Lineage: Eukaryota; Viridiplantae; Streptophyta; Magnoliopsida; Solanales; Convolvulaceae.